Messenger RNA from Cydia amplana, 335 nucleotides. RefSeq lists its product as uncharacterized. Gene Ontology annotation, molecular function: protein binding. NCBI's taxonomy places the organism in Eukaryota, Metazoa, Arthropoda, Insecta, Lepidoptera, Tortricidae. The record is from RefSeq and is a predicted model, not a curated record. Bases 18 to 335 code for a protein of 105 amino acids. The transcript has 2 exons.
CAGUACUCGAGGCAGACAUGAAGACAAUAUUGGCGCUUAGUAUUAUGGUUCUGUUAGAGCUGGUGGUAGCGAGCCCACUUGGGCCGUGCGGCUGCAAACCGGUGUUCGAAUAUUGCGCCAGCGACUACACCACGUACCACAGCAUCUGCGAGUACAAGUGCAAACAUCCCUCCAUCCCGUUCCACGACUGGUAUAUUCUGUAUAACGGGCCUUGCUUGUCGGGGACGGAGACUACAACUGAGCGGUUGACUACAACUGAGUGGACUACUAAACUUAGACGGAGCACUACAACUACUGAGGACUGGAGGACAGCCAAUAAUGCCAUCCAAGGAUAA